This is a messenger RNA of Fundulus heteroclitus (mummichog), 5534 nucleotides long. RefSeq lists its product as uncharacterized. The record is from RefSeq and is a predicted model, not a curated record. Gene Ontology annotation, biological process: cell differentiation. Lineage: Eukaryota; Metazoa; Chordata; Actinopteri; Cyprinodontiformes; Fundulidae.
GAAGAAGAAGAAAAAAAGAAAAAGUUUGGAGCUGGUUAGAAAUGACGCCCCAGAGAGACGCUUCUAAUGGGGAGUGAGUGAAUCAACCCAGCCUGGUCUUUAAAAGUUUCGCAAAGGACGUAGCUCCGUCGUGAGACAAGCAUGUCAAACCGGGAUUCCCUGGGGGUUGGGGAGCUGCUUCCCCAGGACGUGAUCCAUGUCUUUGCCCAGGAGAAGCACAGCAAAAGGGGCCGGAAGAAGCGCCCGCGCUCUCUGGGUCGAGCUUUCAACUGGUUCAAGAGGAAGAAGAGGAAGACCAAUGGGCAGAACCACGGAAUGGGCCCGGCGCUGGACCUGGCCCUGGAUGGACACCGCGCAGGGCAUCAAGGUCGGCACAAGGGAGGGCAGAAGGCAGGGAGGCAGAAUCAUCAGCAUGGAAACAGUCAUGCUGUUCCAAAGGUGGACGAUGAUGAUGAUAAGACUCCAGCUCCCCCUCAGUUCCAGGAGAACGUCUUUGUCGAGAGCAGCAGGUCCAAAUACGUGGAGGACCUCCACACCGAGGCCCUCGAAGGGCUGAAAAUGAUGCAGCAAGAAGAGGAAGGGCAAAUUCCUAAUGAUGGAGUGGAGUAUCCAGACAAUGAAAGCGUAGUUUCGACUGUGACGGUCCAAACAGACGGGGAAAGUGGAGGGUUUGUGACAGACAGCACCAUCGCUGACUCGUCCUCUAUUGUCUCGAGGCAGUCAUCGGUGUCUGCAAGAUCGUCCCGCUCUGGACUCACCAGGCAAGCAUCAACGUUCAGACCUUUGAACUCUGGUAAAAAGUCAGAAAAAAGCAAGACACGAAGACGUCACCGGAGGACAGUCGCGGGGAUUCCACGACAUGUUCAGAAAGAGCUUGGCUUGGAUAGAGCGGCCUGGAUGACGAAUCAGCGGCUGGAUGAAGAACAGUUUUACAAUGGAGAUAACAGCCCUGUGACUGGUAGGCCAGAACAGGAAGCAGGAUCACCAGAAGAACCUGGUGUCAGCCCUCAAGCCGCAAACAUCAUACAUCCACUUAGUAAAGAGAAAGUGGCACAGCUGAAUGCUGCCCAUGCUGCUCAUAGGGACGACCUGGCCCUGCUUCGCCUGAAUCCUCACCCCGGGGAUGAGCGGAGGCCCCGGUCCUUGGCCGUGCCAUGGAUGACUACUGCGUCCAGCCUCCAACAGGACCCCGCCAGCCCUGUCAUGACCAUGUCGCCCCAGGCCGCUUACAUGUCUAAAAUCAUCCCCAACGCCGUGCUGCCGCCCUCUGUCGACGUGGUGGAAAUCAGCCGCAAUCGCAGUCGCAGCAGUGUGCGCACGGUCAGCAAGAGCAGCCUGCUGCUGUCCAGCCCAGCUCCCUCCCGCGCUUCUUCUAGAGCCUCUUCAUCGAGGUCCAUGUCCUCCAACAUCACCUCUGCCUCCCGCUACAAUGGUCCAAACAUGUCUGAUGCCUCGUGUUGGAGCACUUCAGAGUCUUCAGACACCUUAGUAUCUGACUCUUCGACCAUCUCCAGCAGCAGCACCCCUAGACAAAAAAUGCCUCAUGUGAAUAAUUCUGCCAAGGAUAAUAAGGUUAAUGGCGCCUUCCACACCAAGGUGUUGAAGAGGGAGGAAAAAGAUGGACAGCUUGGUCGUAGCCUCUCUGUCAUGAAGGCCAAAAGGGCUCCACCUCCUCCAAGUCGGUCCUAUUCCCUUCACAACAAGGUGAAACUGCGAACACGGGACCUGGCGGAAGUUGCAGUAGAAUCAUCAUCCAUGGGUCAGGAAAUGGAAAGCAAGAACUCUGGGUCAUCCCCAGUGCCCUCCACAUGUGUAGACAGCCCUGGUUAUCACGGAGAUACCAGCUCCCUGGAUGACUCCACAGGCUCAACAUCGUUCACUUUUAAGAAAUCUCAGCUUCAGGCUCCAAAGAUGGAAGAUUCAAUAAAGAAUGCAGCGAUAGAUUGUAAAGAAGCUUCAGAAGAAAAGCAGGGCCAGUUUCAAGUGAGCAAGCAAAGCAAGGUAUUGUCUCCAUCCAGUGGCUACUCCAGCCAAGACGGAACAUCCCCACAACAGCCUCCCAGAGUGUCUCCAAAGCACAAAGCGGGGUUCUUAACAAAGCUUCAAAAGUUAUUCUCUGGGUCUACCUCGGCUAGUUUGGCUCCAUCCCUCCCAACACAGCCAGAGGUUGCUGAAAAAGCUAACUCUACCUGUGAACCUAAACACAACACAGUCAGUAGCAGCGCCUCCGUUCAGAACCUGAAAGAUCUCUUCAACAUCCCUCCCCCGCCCAAAGUCCACGCCCCGCCGCCUCCUCCCCCCGAGGUAUGGGCUCAUAAUAAACGUACAUUUGAGUUACUCCUGGGACCUCCGGCUCCUGAAAACACCUACGCCAUCAUAAAGAAGAAUCCAAAGGACAGGAGACAACAGAGACAGUCCCCCUGUGCGUCUAGAGAAGGAUCUGUGAAGGGCUUUGUGGUAGAAAGAAAACACAAGAGCACGGCGGUAACAGUAGAGCCCGUAAAUGAGUCGCUAGUGGCAAAGAAAGUUCCUGAAAGUGGGGAUUUGAAUGUAGAAAUUCACAAAGAGAAAGGUGACGGUAAGGAAGAGAAAGUGAGAGCAAGUGAUAUAUUAAACGGGAUGUUAGUGAAGGCUGUAGAAAAACGUCAGGAAAGGUUGGCAGUAACGACGGAGGAAAAAGGUCAGAAAGCUUCCAGUCAGGCGACAGAGGGAAUGACGAACCCUGGUACAUUAACCACCAUUUCAAUAACAAAAAUGUCUUCAUCGUCGUCUCCUCCAUCGGUAGACGGUCCUCUCCAACCCACCAUGCAGACCACUGAAGCUUCCACAUCCGUGCAAGUUGUUUCUCCUGAAUCGUCCUGGCCUCCCCCUCCUCCGCCAAUGGCUCAGGUUAGCAUCAAUGGAGCCGAUGCACUAGAGUUUCCACUUCCACCUCCCCCAUUGUUUGGUGAGGAGACAAUGCCUCUAUCACCAGGCAUCCCUCCUCCUCCGCCCUAUAUAGCUCCCUCUCGACCAACUGCUCAGAUUGAAAAGGCCUCUCUGUUGCCUAAAGAGUCCUCUGUAUCUGCUUCACCCGUUAAAGAAGUCCCUCAUCUUCUGCCGAACGUAACGGUUUCCUCUCCGCCCCCUAAAGACUUUACUCUAAACGCUCAAGAAACAUCUCAGUCCGCUGAAAAGGCAGCACCUCUAAACAAGCUUGCUGCACCUCAAAGUAUUCCACCUGCACCACCCCUACCAACACAGCUCCAACCCUCAGAGCAGGAGAUGGAUCAUCCAGACAUCCUACCGAAACCUGACAAUAACGAUUUACCGAACAGUAUUUUAAUUCCCCAGCAGACUAUUCCUUCCCCUCCUCCUUUAGAGCCUCUGCUCAAACCUUCAACUGAGGAUUCAGGAGGUGAUGAGGCACCAAUUUUACCACCAUCCGAGUUCAGAAACACUCCUUCGUUGAAUGAGGCAGAAAAACUCGCUCCUACACCACCGAUUGGCAUUCCUUUGCCUCCACCUUUGCCAGCACAGCUUCCUGCAAGCAGUAACAACAAAUCCGGUGUUCUCAGCACAGAAAAUGAAAAACAAGCCCCAGUCUGUGCAUCUGAUGUAGGUAGGGAACAAACUGCUAUCACCCCCUCCCUCCUGAAAAUGGUCAAGCUUCGGUCUGUUGACAACAGCCCUGAACCCCCCGAAGUUCAAGACCAGGCGUCUGCUAAAGGUGUCCACGAGGAACCCCCUACCGUUGUAACGUCAUCUCUUCUGCAGAUGGUCAAGCUUCGGUCUGUGAACAACAGCCCUGAACCCCCUGAAGUUAGCACAGGUGUAAAAGAGGAAGCAUCGCCAUCUUUUCUCCAGAUGGUAAAGCUUCGUUCCAUCAACAACAGCCCAGAACCAGCUGAAGCCACCAAGGAUGCAAACGAAGAACCAGUGUCUAAAGCCACCCCAUCCUCUCUGCAGACGGUCAAGCUUCAGCCUGUAAACGACAGCACCCAACCACCUGAAGCUCAAGAGCAACCAAAACCCAAAGCCCCAGUGAGCCAACAGCUCCCCGACAAAGAGCUCCCAACCUCGUCGUCCAGCAGCGAGGCUCCUCAGAAGCCCAUCAGAAAAUCUCUGAUCAUGACCACGCCCCCAUCCACAUCUCCACCUGCCACCAUCACCUCACAGCCAACUCUGCCCCAGUCUCAGUCUGUCGUAGUUCCAGCCACGACUUUACAAACGGUUGUCUCUCCAAUGAAAAAGUCUCCCCCUUCCACAACCUCUUCUGGCUCCAUGAACCUGCAAGAGGCCAUCCGCCUCAGGACCGCCGCCAGAUCAAAAGAGGGCCGCGCCUCCCUCCUCUCGCCUUUGUCCCCCCAAGACUACCGUAAGUCGCCGACCAGCACCGCAAGCUUCAUCUUCUCCAAAAGCAACAGAAAGUCAGCGAUUGAGACAAAGCAAAAGCAGGAGGAGAAGGAAAAUGUACAAAACAACGCGGAGGAUUUCGCUAAGACAAUGGUGACGAGUGAAGGGGAGCCAAAGAUGGGAGGGAAAGUGCCGCCCCCUGUGGCAAAGAAACCAAAAUCAAAGGGUAAAGAGGCCGAGACCACUGAUGCUGUGGAGCAAACUGCAGGUCAGGAAGCACAGCAAGAUGGUCUCAAAGAUGCUACAGAGGAAAUGAACGGGACAGCAGGUACUGUUUAGGGCCGGGACAUAAUCAGAAUGGUGGCAAAGCCUGGCGGAGACCUUGGAAGGACUAAAUAACGCCGACUUCUUUAAUGCAAGUGUUUGAGAAACAUCUGGAUUUCAAUCGACGAGGAUCUUGUUUUCAGGAGUCAUGCAUUAGGAAGUUUCAGUUUCACAGUAAUGGUGUGGGUCUUCAUUUUCAUAAGUAAUCAGUUUGCAUUUUUAUGAAAGCAGAUGAUGUGUAUUUUCCUUGCCAGAGGGUCUUUUGUGCUUUAUGUUGCUAAAAAUGUGGAGUGAAUGUGCUGCCCUCUAGCGUCUGCAAGUGGUUUCACCACUUACCAAAGAUGUCCUGCUGAAUCAAAGCUUUAGUCUUUGCUUGUAUCAAGGGGAUUUUGGGGAAAUGAUUUGUGUUUAUAGAACAUUUUGUUUAUUUAACAUAUCGAAUAAUUGUUGAUGUGUUCCACAGAGUUCUGUAUAUUUUCCCAAAGAGUUUCAACGGCAAUUAUAUUUGUUUAAAAAAUAUAUUAAGUUAUUUCUUGUUGUUGCAUUGGGUCUCGCCCCGGAGAGGAUUCAGCAAUAAGUGCAAAGAUUAUUGUUUAAACUUGCUGUUUGUGUAGAGGAACAACCAUCACUUGGUAUAUCAGAAAUCCCACAUUUUUAAAUAUGUACGACAAGGUCAAGUACAAAUAUGCACAUAAAGCAAUGCAAAUCGUUAUGAAGCCCAUUUCCUGCUGCUUUUAGUUACUGAUGAUGGGGCCAAUGCCUUUCCCUCACAGUUCCAACUAAUUUUUGUUGUAUCAUGAAAUUUCUAACUGGUUUUAGAGGCUGUAAUGGAUGAUAUAAUCAUUUAUAAAGAAAAUUAAACACUUGUGUACAAA